This is a messenger RNA of Penicillium oxalicum, 1101 nucleotides long. RefSeq names its product O-sialoglycoprotein endopeptidase (gene kae1). Gene Ontology annotation, cellular component: cytoplasm; EKC/KEOPS complex. Gene Ontology annotation, biological process: tRNA threonylcarbamoyladenosine modification. The record is from RefSeq and is a predicted model, not a curated record. The coding region runs from base 1 to 1101 and encodes 366 amino acids. NCBI's taxonomy places the organism in Eukaryota, Fungi, Ascomycota, Eurotiomycetes, Eurotiales, Aspergillaceae. The transcript has 2 exons.
AUGAUUGCCAUCGGUAUGGAGGGCUCUGCCAACAAGCUUGGCGUGGGCAUCAUGCUGCAUCCCGAGGAUGGCAGCCCGCCGCGAGUCCUCGCCAACAUUCGCCAUACGUACGUGUCCCCACCAGGCGAGGGUUUCUUACCCAAAGAUACGGCGCGUCAUCAUCGUGCAUGGGUGGUCAAGCUGGUGAAAAAGUCAUUGAAGGAAGCUCGAGUAUCGGUAGCCGAUGUGGAUUGCAUUUGCUUCACCAAGGGUCCCGGAAUGGGUGCCCCGCUUCAAAGCGUCGUGGUGGCUGCGCGGAUGCUCAGUUUACUUUGGAACAAGCCUUUGGUUGGAGUCAACCAUUGCGUUGGGCAUAUCGAAAUGGGCCGCCUCAUUACCGGUGCCACCAACCCUGUCGUGUUGUACGUCUCGGGCGGUAAUACGCAGGUUAUCGCCUAUAGCUCUCAGAGGUAUCGGAUCUUCGGUGAAACCCUCGAUAUCGCAGUUGGCAAUUGUCUAGAUCGAUUUGCGCGCACUCUCCAUAUUUCCAAUGACCCCGCCCCCGGAUACAACAUCGAGCAAUUGGCCAAGCAAGGCAAGCAGCUGGUGGAUCUUCCAUACGUGGUCAAGGGUAUGGACGUAUCAUUCUCGGGGCUCCUCGCUGCGAUUGAUGGUCUCGCGGCCCAAUGGGGUUUGGGCGGCGAGGACGCUGCGAAUGAGGACUUGAGAAAGCAAGAUUCUCAAAGUGGCGAUGCACCGAUUCCGCAGACCGAUGGCAAACCGACUCGGGCCGACUUAUGUUUCUCUCUCCAGGAGACGGUCUUCUCGAUGCUUGUGGAAAUCACCGAGCGCGCAAUGGCGCAUGUUGGUUCCAAGCAAGUUUUGAUCGUGGGUGGCGUGGGCUCAAAUGAACGGUUGCAGGAAAUGAUGGGAAUCAUGGCGCGUGACCGAGGCGGUAGUGUCUAUGCGACCGACGAGCGAUUUUGCAUUGACAACGGUAUCAUGAUUGCUCAGGCUGGUAUGCUGGCAUAUCAGACAGGGUUUCAGACACCUUUGAAGGAAUCUACCUGCACUCAAAGAUUUCGAACAGAUGAAGUGUUUGUCAAAUGGCGGGAAGACUGA